CAACUAUCUGGCCAGUUAACGAGACGUGUUUUUUAAAUAACUUAAAAUCUACUACAGAAUGAUAAUCAUGACAGUAGCUAGUUGCAUAGUAGUUUUUACAUAAUUUUCGUUGGUCGCUUUUCAACUCUAAACAUGGUACGGUAAUAUUAUACAAUCAUUUUAUUAAUGUUGUUCGUCUACCCAUUUUUUUUUUUUUUAAUUUCACAACAUAUAUUAUGUAAAUAAUUUUUACUUAAAAAACUAUUUUGAUACAAAUAAUUUCUUUUUCACGGCUGUUAUCUACUUACUCUCAAUGAUGCUGCAGGAACCUGAGAAAACAGAAUGCUCAUUGGUUUGUUGAUUAUUAUAUUAUUGCUGCAUAAACAAUUUGUUAUUGAUGAAUGAAUCAGGAUCGCUUAGUCCAUUUGAAAAUGGAUGUUUGUCAUAUUACUUUGAUAAAUUGUCGACCAGCGAUCAAGAGACUGUCACGGAAGAAAUCAUCUAUGUGAUCGAUUCGGAUGAUAGUAGUGAUUCGAGGACAGCUUGUUCGUCCAUCGUUGGCUCUAGUCUUGAUGAACUGGAAUAUGACACGGCGUUGUUUUCAUCUUGCAGUGGCAGUACCACAAAAUCCAAUGAAUGUCUUAUCGACAUUGAAGAAUCAAUCAAUCCUACUUGUAUAGAUCUCGGGUAAUAUAAUAUUUUAAUAUUUUCAAAGUGUCAAUAAUUACCCAAAUAAUUUUUUUUAUUUUAUUGAAUACUCAAUAUUUGUAAAGUUUUAAUUAAUAAUAUUAAUAACAUAUAAUAUUGAUAACAUAUACAUUGUUAAUGUUUACUUUUAUUUUAGGAAAAAGACUGAAAGCUCUUUAGUCUCAAUCGGAAAUGCUCUCAAACUGCACCAAAAAGUAAAUUAAAUAAAAAUCUCGAUAAAAAAAAAAAUAAUGAACACAAUUGUUUUGAAUUUAAAUUAGUUUUAUUUUAUUAAGAAUACCUGUUUUGUAUUUAUUAUCUUACAGAAUAGCUAUACUGGUAUUAAAUUAUUUGAUCGCAUGAACAACAAAACAACUGUUAAUGAAGACAAAGUAGCUGGCAGUACAGCUCUAAUUUUGAAUUGUAGACCUGCUCAAAUUCCAGCAAAAUCGCCUAGUGAGCAACUAGAACACCAAAGACUUUAUGAGCAAAUUUUACAAAAUGCUAAAAAGAAAGGUAAUUUUAAUUAUUUAAUUUGUUAUUUUAUACUGUAAACUUAAAAAAUGCAUUUAAUAUUUAAAUUUUAAUGCAUACAGAAUCUGAGGAAGCAAAAAAACAUAAAGAACAGUUAAAAAAAAAAAUAAAAAAUGAAGAACGAUUAGCAAACUUUACACAGAUUUGGACCCAAGAGAUAAUUCCAAAUUGGAAUCAAAUGUAAAUAUUAUUAAAUUUACACCAUAAUAUUGUUUAUUAUGUGCUAUAUAAUAAUAUUCUUUACAAAUACAUAUCUUAUUGUUUAUAUAAGGUCUCAGACAAAACGAUGUCGUGAUCUCUGGUGGAAUGGUUUGCCUUCCAGUGUACGGGGUAGAGUGUGGUGUUUAGCUAUAGGCAAUGAUUUAUUAAUCAACGAAGAACUAUACAAAAGUUGUGUUUCAAAUUCUUUAAACAAAUUUAAAAAUUCAGAUGCUAGCAUGCAUUGCCUGGAGUACAUUCAUUUAGAUAUUUCACGUACAUUUCCCCAUUUGGGUAUUUUUCAACAAGUAAAUGACUUGCUAUUAUUAUUUUAUUAAUCAAAAUGUCCAUAAUAUAUUUUAUAAAUCAUUAAAAAAAUAAAACUUGACUAGACUAUUUAAUAAGUUAUUAACAAUAUUAUUAUUUUUAAAAAAGGGAGUAUAGUAAGUGUCAAAUGCAUUAUUUUUAAAUAAUAAUAUUAGUUUUAAUUAUAAUUAUAAUUAUAUUCUUUUUAAAACAAAAAUAUGUGAAGUAUUAUUUAUAAUUAGGAUAAUUUUUUUUAAAUAACACCUUGGCACAAGUUGUGUUUAUCAUAAUUUAUCAAUACAAAUAUAGAUUCUUAAUUAUUGGCCUGUGCAGUCCUUUUAUUGACUCAAUGCCAUAUUAUUUUUAUCAUUUAAAUUUAUUUUAAAAAAUUGUUCUUAAUUAAUAAUUUAUUAAAUACAUAUCUAAUCUAUAACUUUUUACAUUGCCGUUUAAAACUAUUAUAGUAUGUUUUAGGAAUAUCUAUAAGUUUAAUCUUAAUCUAAUAACAAUUUUAUCUUCAAAUUUUAAAUUAUAUUAACUAUAAACAAUAUAUAUUUCAUAUUACUACUUACUAUCAAUUUAAGGAUAACAGUAUAUUUUAAAUAUCAAUUAAUAUUUAAAAAUACUUAUGUUUACCAUUUAAUGGUGAUUAAUUAUUUUUAAUUUUAUUAUUGUAGGGUGGACCAUACUUUGAUGUGCUAAAAAGAAUUUUGAGUGCCUAUGUCUGCCUUCGACCAGAUAUUGGUUACAUUCAAGGAAUGUGUUUCAUAGCUGCAAUUCUACUUUUAAAUAUGGAAGAAAUUGAAACAUUUAUUUGCCUUGUUAAUCUGAUGGAAUCUCCUUGUUUGAAUGCAUUUUAUACUGUUAACCAACGCAUGGUUAGUUCCAUAAGACUAUGUAUUUAUUGUUAUGCUAUAACAAGAAUCAGUUACUAAUAUUAUAAAUUCUUAUUUUAGAUGAACUCUUAUUUUUCUACAUACAACAAUCUACUUAAACAUAAUCUGAAUCGACUUCAUGCACAUUUCAAUCAUAUCGGUCUUACUCCUGAAAUGUAUCUGGUCGAUUGGAUAUAUUCAGUAUUUGCAAAAUCUAUGAAUUUGGAAUUGGCAUCUAUUAUUUGGGAUAACUUUUUAAGAGAUAAAGAUCAAUUCUUGUUUCGUGCUGCUUUAGGUAAGUUUAUAUAACAUUUUAAGAAAUAUUUGAAAAUCAAAUAUAAUGUAAUCUUUCGAAAAUAUUUUCAUUAAUGAUCAUAGUAACUUGGGCUAACUAACUAUCAAAUUUAAUUUGAUUGAAAAAGAAAACCAAAAUCUAAAGGCGACCAACUAGAUUUUACAUAAUAAUAUUUAUUAUUUGUAUUAUCUUUCAUUUAGGGAUUUUGCGCAGUAAUGAAUCUCAAUUAAUGCAAAUGGAUUCAAUAACUUGCGCUCAAUAUUUAACAAAGUUACCAGAAAGUUUUACGUCAAACACCUUAUUAAAAUCGGCCGCUGCCAUUCGUAUGUCUAUAGGUAAACAAUCAUUUAACAAUUUACUUGUUUAUUAUCAAAAACACUAUACCUAAAGUACUUAAGAAAGUCUAGGUGUGUUUAUUGUUAUUGCUCAUUUGUAUUUAUAUUAGACAAAGUAUAUAUUUUUAUAAAAAUGUAAUCAUUAAUUAUAUGACAAUAUCCACAUACUCUAUGACAUUUUUUGGAUCUUAUAAGAUUUUUUUUUUUCGAAGUUUUUAUUAAUAUUCAAUUUUCUAGUUUAAUAAUUUUCAUUAUUGUGAUUAAUUGAAUAUUUUCCUCCCAAGAUUAGUUUAUAUGACAGCAUACAUAUUUCCUUUCACAUUUUGUCUGUGAAAAGUAUAGAAUGUUUUGAAUUUUCAAAUUUACUUGAUAUACCUAUUUGACAAUCUAUGUGUAAUCUUUAUAUUAUACUGACAUUUAGACGUUUUAUUAUUUUUUGAAUUCUUGAAAACAAGAUAUCGCCAUGGCUAUAUGUUAAUUGUUUGUAAUGUAAUAGUUUAAAUAUUAAAAUAUCAAUAUCGAUUCAGUAAAUUGAGCCUUGAUAAAAAAUAAAGUAUUAAAUAUUUUAUUUCUUUUAUAAACCAUGAUCAAACUUAUUUUAUAAUAUGAUAGAGGUUGUACUAAACAUUACAAAAAUAUUUCCAAUUAUUUAAGAACCUCAUUUUUUCACUCUAAUUUUACAAAUUUAAAUAUAACAUUAAGAAAUAAAACUGUUUUGAUCCAUUUCUGCUGACAUCAUGAUUUAAUAGUUAAAAAAAAGUUAAAUAUUAAAUUUUAAAAUAUUUAUUUGUAUAAUAAGUUAUUAUAAAAUAAAAUAUUAAUAAGUAAAGAAAACCCCCAAAAAGUUACCAAAUUAUAUUACAUUGGACCAAUAGAAAAAAAAAUGUAAUUACCUUCAUUAUCCAAACUCAAAUGAUAUGUACAUAAAUAUACUUCAUCGGUGUAGUUAAAAGUUUAAAAAAAUCAUUAUAUAAUAAAUAGUGAAUUUUUAUCAGUAUUUUACAGUAAAAAUAUUAUAUUUUGAGUUAUUAUUGUUAUAAAUGUUGAAUAAAUAUUAUUGAGCAGUACUACUGUAAUUACUGAGGCUUUGUUUACUGAUUUAAUUUAUUUUAAUUUCAAUAUGUUUGGCUAGAACUCAAUUUGCCCAAAAUGUAAGUAUAAAUAUUGAUAAUCAAUGUUAUAAGUAAAUCUCUGCAGCUUAAUAGCUCUGAUUGACAACUGUGUAAUCAACUUUUUUUAAAUAUUUGUGAUGUCUAAACUUGUCUUGUGUAUCAAUUACAUAUUAUAGUGUUUAUCAACCAUACAUAUCCAAAAUACAAUUUUAUUUGUAAACAUGAAUCUCUUUUUAUACCGGUAUAUUAUUUAUAUAUUUAUGUUAUUAUUGAUGUUAAUUAUUAUUAUAUUAUUUUAUUUAUGAAAAUCUUUACUUGAUUUGCCAGUAUUGGAUGUUUCAUACUAUUUAACUAUUUAUUAUUUAUUGAUUUUGUAGAGAGAUUUAUUUAAAAUAAAAUAAAUGUUUUUUUUUUUCUAAAAUUACAAUGACAAUAAAUAUUGGAAAGUCUUGAUAUUUAAAAAUAUAAUAUUAUACUAUUAUACUCAUUGACUAAUUAUUUAUUUUAAACAUUUAUAAUCAUAAAACAGUACAUGAAUAUAUAAUUUGUACACCAUAAAAAUGAAAUAAUUUAUAAUUUAACUGUACUAAGUGUAGGUUUUCUAUGUUCUAUUCGUCAAAAGAAUGUUUUGAACAAUAUUUUUUCAUUAUACAUUGUGAUCUUCAUUUCCUUAUCCACGUCUCUUUACGUAUUUGAGAUAAAACAUGUUUUUUUCGAAUGUGUUUAGACAUACCUAUUUGGUGUUCAUUUUUUACUAAUCACUAUUAAUAUUACAAUAUUUUAUGUAGAAAGAAUGUAUAAAAAAAUUUACAGAUAGGUAAAAAUUGAAUAAAAUAUUAAUAUAAUAUUAUAAUAAUUUAUUUUUGUAUGACAAAUUAUAAGUUGUGAUAAUAACUUAUCUACUAAAAUAUGAUACUAAUAUGAUAAAAAAUGAAUGAUUUAAGCCACCAAAAUAUUUGAAUCACAAUGUAAAAAAUAAAACCAAUAAACAACUGGUGCAACCAAAAUAACCUGUAAAACAUAAUUCAAAGUUUUAAAUAAUAUGAUUGACUGUAAUCAAAUAAUAAUUAUUGGUUUUUGCUUGCUAUUGAAAAACAAAAUUACUUUCUAUUUUUCGUUAUUGCUUCCGAUAUGUUACUAAUGUCUUCGUGUAGAAUGUGUUUCCGAAUUCCAUAGAAAUUAUCCUCUAUGUAAGAAUUCCAAUCAAAUUUAUCGAAACUGUACUGAAACAUACUGCGGUCUUCUUCACUGAGCAACAACCAUAGUUCUUUGGUAUUACUAUUAUCGAAUGUCCAUUGCCUUGUGGUAAAAAAGUAUAAUAAAUCCAUCAUGGAUUCUAUUUUUGAAUACAUUUUUAGUAAUCUACACAAAUAAAAAAAAAUAUGUUGUCAUUA
Molecule: messenger RNA, 5715 nt
Organism: Cinara cedri
Lineage: Eukaryota; Metazoa; Arthropoda; Insecta; Hemiptera; Aphididae
Source: the annotation of a GenBank genome assembly